UUCUAGUCGUUAAUUUACCAACAACAUCAUCGUCAACAUUAUUGUUAUUAUUAUCACCACCAUUGUUAUGCGUGAUUAAAGCCAACCAACAACUUUAAAUCUCCAUUAUGAAAUUCACUUCAUUUGCAUAUUUCAAUAAGGUUUUCAUGGGUCUUGAUUUUGUCCCAUUAGAAAAUGAGCAACCAGUUCGUGGUGGAUUCUACAGAAGUUCACAGAUUUUUAUCCCACUCGCUAAAUUUAUGAAUGUUCCAUUAGAUCAAAUUAACUAUGUUGUUAGUGGAGUGAUUAGCAUCGGUCUGGGUCAAUUAAUGCGACGCCGGUUAUCACCUCAGAAAUGCUCUCCACGAAUUCGUGCAGUUUUUGAAACCUUAUUUGGUCUGUUGUUAUUAUCAUUUUGCUUUGGUAAUCAAUUGCGUUUAUUAUUGAUACAAUCAAGUAUUGCUUAUCUAUUCAUGAUGUGUCUACCUAGUAAUCAUUUUAUGGCUGUAUUAGUGACAAUUUGGUCGUUAUUUUAUCUUACAUUAGUACAUAUUUGUCGAUUAAAAUAUGAUUAUGGGGGAUAUACACUGGAUAUUUCUGGACCAGUAAUGGUACAAACUCAACGUUUAUCUAGUUUAGCGUUUAAUCUUGUCGAUGGUGUAUCAAUGCGUAAAAUGUCUGGUCCAAAUCAUUGUAAAUCACAACAAACUAAUUGUUCCACCAAUGAAAUAAUCAAUCGUGAUGAAACUGUGGAACAAUUCCCACCUUGUUGCAAACGGAACACAUUCACUGAACUUGAUACAACAACAAUGAUAAUGACUUCGAAAUUGAAGUCAAACACUGUUCAUUAUCAUGCGCCAAAUCAUUGUAAAUCAAUGCAACGUGCUACUGCUAUUGCGUCGGAUAGUCAUUCUGUCAUGAUGAAUAUCCCUACAAGUCAUAAAUUACAUGCUGUUGAAAAAAUUCCAGAUCCGAUCAUAUUUUUUGCAUACAUGCUUUAUUUUCAUGGUGUAUUUGUUGGACCUUUCACGUUUUUUUUCUGAAUAUAUGGAUUAUCUUAAAGGUUACACGAGCAGAGAAUUACCUCCAAUCAAUAUGCGUUAUUUAAUCACUUUAUUUCUACGUACAGUAGCUUCGGGCCUAUCAGCUGCCUAUUUAUGUCCUUAUUUCCCGUUUGAAUUUGUUUUAACUGAGCCGUUUACAAAUUACUCCAUGUUGCAUCGUAUUUUAUACGUAACCAUUUCUCUAUUCUUAAUUCGACAAAAAUACUACUUUGCAUGGGGUUUAGCUGAAGUCAACGGAGUGGCUGUUGGUGCUGGUUAUACUGGCCAGUGUCCACGCACAGGUGCUACAUUAAAUCAUAACAUUCGCAAUUUUGAUUUCAUUAAAGUUGAAACUGGUAUUAGUUUAAAACAUGUUAUCGAUGCAUGGAAUAUCUCAACUACACGAUGGUUACGUGAAACAUUUUAUGAUCGUCUUCCAUCAGCUUAUCGUACAAUCCUUGUCUUUAUUAUAAGCGCUUUUUGGCAUGGCUUUUAUCCUGGCUAUUAUAUUAUGUUUUUAUCGUUUGCCUUAUUCACUAUGACCUCACGUCUAUGGCAUCGUCAUUGUCGUCAAUAUUUCCGUAGAAAUUAUCUCUCCAGUCAACUCUAUAGUGUAUUUACCAUGAUCAUUACUAAUUUAAUUGUAAAUUAUGGUCAAGCAGCAUUUCACCUAUUAGAUUUCUAUUCAUCAUUGAAAUUUUUACGUACAUUCUAUUUUAUACCGCAUCUAAUUGCUGUCGGUAUUUUGUUUAUCUAUUUUUCCAAAGUAUGCAUUAUAAAAUUAUCACUUAAGUAUCAGCUUGAUAUUAAGAGGUUUGAUUAUGAUAAAAGUAAUGAUGAUAAAAGUCGAAAAUUAUCAAUUUCUUCAAAUCAUGAUCGCGGUAUUGGUGGCCAUUAAUUACUAAAGGACAACGAUCACCACUACCUUCAUUACCCCGUUCGCCUCCUGCUUAUGUUCAUCAGUUAACACUUGCUUGCUUAUAAUGUCU
Schistosoma mattheei is the source of this 2011-nucleotide messenger RNA. The record is from the annotation of a GenBank genome assembly. Lineage: Eukaryota; Metazoa; Platyhelminthes; Trematoda; Strigeidida; Schistosomatidae.